This is a messenger RNA of Heterobilharzia americana, 981 nucleotides long. The record is from the annotation of a GenBank genome assembly. NCBI's taxonomy places the organism in Eukaryota, Metazoa, Platyhelminthes, Trematoda, Strigeidida, Schistosomatidae.
AUGAACCAUAUAGCUACACCGGCUAUUCCUAUCAUCCCUCCAGUUGCCACACCCAAUCUGCUUGUGGGACUUCCACAUCUUGCAGCUCCUGGGGCCAUUCCUUCUGUCACUCCUGCAGUGGUUAUGCCGCAGACAGUUGCCCCCAUGCCAGAGGCAAUUGGUCAACCCAAUAAUACUAUAUAUAUCAAUAACCUGAAUGAAAAGGUCAAACGAGAUGAACUAAAGAAAUCCCUUUAUGCUGUUUUCGUCCAAUUUGGUCAAAUACUUGACAUAAUAACAUCGCGAACACUGAAAAUGCGUGGUCAAGCCUUUGUUGUUUUCGACGAUGUCAGCAGUGCAUCCACAGCACUUCGAGCAAUGCAAGGUUUCCCACUUUAUGAGAAACCAAUGCGAAUCCACUUUGCCAAAGUCGAUUCUGAUGUGAUUGCUAAGCGGAAAGGUACUUUUGUGCAACGACCGAAAGCCGCUUCAAGAGCAGCAGCAGCUGCUGCUGCCGCCGCCGCUGCAGAAGCUGCAGCAUCUGCUGCCGCACUUAAUUCAGCAGGACCUCAAGGGGGUACUAGUGCAAGAGCCAUCCGUAGAAGACAACAAAGAGCAGCUGCUGCAGCUGCAGCCGCCGCCGCGGCUUCCACGACCAUUAAUACGGACAACAAUGAAACUAAUUCGAAUGGUGUUGAUCAGCCAGGUAGUUAUCGUCCCCCUCCACCACCGCCUCCUGUGAACCCGGCCACCAUUCCAGAUCAACCACCAAACAAAAUUCUCUUCUUAACUAACCUGCCAGAUGAUUCUGAUGAAGCUAUGUUGAGUAUGCUGUUCGGACAGUUCAGUGGCUACCGAGAGGUACGUAUGGUCCCCGGCAGACAUGAUAUUGCUUUUGUUGAAUUUGGAAAUGAGGUAGAAGCAUCAGCUGCAAAACUUGGCCUUCAGGGUUUCAAUAUUCGACCUGGUAGAGCUAUACGCAUUACUUUUGCUAAGAAGUGA